Brassicogethes aeneus is the source of this 708-nucleotide messenger RNA. Lineage: Eukaryota; Metazoa; Arthropoda; Insecta; Coleoptera; Nitidulidae. The record is from the annotation of a GenBank genome assembly.
AUGUUCUUUUGCAAAGAUAAAUUCAGAACAGAAAUAACUCAUGAAAAGCGAUUCGAGAAAAAAUCCCAAAAAUCGCGGUCUAAAGAAAGGAAGCAAUAUUUUAAUCAGAGACCUAGAAAAGUAGUUUCAUCUGGUGAAGGCGAUGAACAUCCGUGUCCAAACUGCGAGAAAAGUUUCAAAGUUCUCGGCUCGUUGCGCAGACAUGUAAAGUACUUUUGUGGGAAAAAGCCACCACCGAUAACAGGAUACAAGGAAAUAAGCAAAAACAAUUACCAAUGCGAAAAAUGCGAUCGAACAUACAAAACAUUUAAUACAGUAAAAGAGGGCACAUUAUCUACGAAAUUCCUAGAAUUCGAUAAUAUUUUCGUGCCACCAUCCCUAGAGCAUUAUUUAAUAAAUCCUGCCAGCAAGUACAAGAAGAAGGGCCAAAACGGGGACAUAUACAAAAAGUACAGCGAGAGUUUUUUGAGGUCUGGUUACAGCGAGGACUCUCAAUUUGCCUGCAAACACUGCGGAAAAAGAUAUAGAUGGAAGUCAACUAUGAGAAGACACGAACAGGUUGAAUGCGGGGGAAAAGAACCCAUGUUUAAGUGCCCCAGGUGUCCAUACAAAGCUAAACAAAAAGGGAAUUUAGGGGUGCAUAUAAGAAAACACCACACACAGGGGAAUGAGAAUAACAACAAUGAGUUUAAUAAUGAAGAUACCUAA